AUGAAUCCUGGUGGGAAGGGACGAGAUGCUCAAGGUUUGGAGGCGCGCCGCGUGGAGAACGUGUUGCGGUGCUCUUCGCUUUGGUACACAAUGACCGACAGUAAAGACAUUGGAUGGAUGUACGAAGGAGCUAAGUCUCUUGUGAAUCGGGAGGAUUAUCUCUUGGGAAAGAAGGUCGACAAGAACUUCGAGAAGUACUCAGAUGCAGUGAAUGAGCAGAAGCCUGAUGCAUUCGAAGCUUUACUUCACACUCGAGAGCCCGAGAUAGUUCCGAUAACGAAUCAGAUGCAGAACAAAGAGCUCCUCGGAGGCGAAAUGGUUCUGGCGAAGCUAAAAAGGACGGACAUUUGA
Messenger RNA from Ostertagia ostertagi, 351 nucleotides. The record is from the annotation of a GenBank genome assembly. Lineage: Eukaryota; Metazoa; Nematoda; Chromadorea; Rhabditida; Trichostrongylidae.